GGGAAAAAAAACUAAAGAGGUGAAGACCGAAGAAGAGCGAGAGCGACCGCAUCCCUUUCCUCUCUCUCUCUCUCUAUUCUCUCUCUCAGUGUUUAUUUGAGACAAAAGGUGAUUGCAAAAACACUUACCGCGAAGAGCAACAAAAGAAAGAAAAGGAGAGAAAGAGAAAGAAAGAGACGACAGACGACAACGUAUAGAGUGUGUGUGUGUGUGUGUGUGUGUGUGAGAGAGAGAGAGAGAGAGAGAAGCAACUGUAGAAGCUAUCAAAACCACAGAAAGGAAAACGAUGUCUGAGAGCUUCACAUCCUUUCAUACCCUGCAACUCUAAGAGUGGUGAUAAUAAGGUGAGGUUGCUAGUGGAGGAGAAUCUGAAAGAGAUGAAGGUGAUGAUGAUUUUAACAUGGGAAUAGCAACACCGCCACUUUCGUCCAUUCUCUCACACUCAAACAAACACGAUUCUUCGAAUUCUAUGUCCCAAGAUUAUCAACAAGGAAUCUUCAGCUUCUCGAAUGGGUUCGAGAGAUCAUCGACGGUAGGUCCGCAGCAGCAGAUCCGGAGGGAGAAAGCGAGGUUCGAGGCAGCAGCGCCGCCGCCAUUGGUGGGGAUAGAGGAAGAAGAACCGGGAGGGAUUCCGGUGUACGAAAGCGCCGGGAUGUUGUCGGAGAUGUUUAAUUUUCCUCCCGCCGGCGGCGAAUUGUUGGAACAGCAGCAGCCGGUGACGGCGUCGUUUCGAGCGGCGAGGCAACCGGGAGAGUGGUACGGAAACCGGCAACUAGGGGUAAUGAAUAUGAUGAGUGGGUUGGGAGAUUCGAAGAACCAAAACGGUGCGCAUAGCCGAGAAGGUUUGGUUCAGAACCAGAUUUCAAGCAUUAAUGCUGAGUCAGCAGCUGCCAUGCAGCUUUUCCUGAUGAACCCUCAAACGAGGUCACCUUCUCCUCCCCAGAAUCACGCUCCUCCUUCCUCAACGCUUCACAUGUUGCUUCCCAACCCUUCUUCUAAUUCGCUUCAAGGGUUCACCGGUUCGGCACCGGGAGGGUCUUUUGGUCAAUUCACUUGGGUUCCUGACAGUGCUCAUCAAGAAGGAGGUGUUGUGGAAGGGCAAGGUCUUUCGUUGUCGUUGUCUUCUUCGUUGGAAGCGGCGAAAGCGGAGGAAUUGAGGAUGGGGGAUAGUGGUUUUCUGUAUUAUAAUCAUCAACAAGGUCCCUCUUCUUCUUCUUCCGCGGCUCAGUUUCAGUACAAGAAUAAUAACCACCAUUUGCAAGGGGCAAUAGCACACAACAACCACCACCAGGGACACGUUGGGUUCGGCUCAUCGUCGUUAGGUGUAGUCAAUGUUCUCAGAAAUUCCAAGUAUGUGAAGGCUGCACAAGAGUUGCUCGAAGAGUUUUGCAGUGUUGGGAGGGGUCAGUUUAAGAAGAACAAGUUCAAUAGGCAAAAUUCAAACCCUAAUUCAAAUCCUGGGGGCGGUGCUGCUUCUUCGUCUUCAUCAAAAGAUGCUCCUCCUCCUCCUCCUUUGUCAGCAGCUGAUAGGAUUGAGCAUCAGAGAAGGAAGGUCAAACUUCUAUCAAUGCUUGACGAGGUGGACAGGAGAUACAACCACUACUGCGAACAAAUGCAAAUGGUAGUGAACUCAUUUGACCUGAUGAUGGGGUUUGGUGCGGCUGUUCCAUACACGGCACUGGCGCAAAAAGCAAUGUCUAGGCAUUUCCGGUGUCUGAAGGAUGCAAUAACAGCGCAGCUGAAGCACAGUUGUGAGCUACUAGGAGAGAAAGAUGGUGCAGGAACCUCAGGUUUGACCAAGGGAGAGACCCCAAGGCUUAAGAUGCUUGAACAAAGCCUAAGACAGCAGAGAGCCUUCCACCAGAUGGGUAUGAUGGAACAAGAAGCUUGGAGACCACAGAGAGGCUUGCCUGAACGAUCUGUCAACAUUUUAAGAGCCUGGCUUUUCGAGCAUUUUCUCCACCCGUAUCCAAGCGAUGCAGAUAAGCAUCUGUUGGCACGACAGACCGGGCUAUCGCGAAAUCAGGUAUCAAACUGGUUCAUUAAUGCCAGGGUUCGGUUGUGGAAACCCAUGGUGGAAGAGAUGUACCAACAAGAACUUAAAGAAGCAGAGAGUGCAGAAGAGAGAGAAAAGAACGAGAGCAACAGCAAUAGUGGCCACCUAGCACAAACUCCAACCGCAGCAGCAGCAGCUACAACAUCAACAGCAACAGCGCCACCACCACCAACAACAACGACAACAACAACAAAACCAACAGGCAAAAGAUCCGAUAUCAAUGCCACUGAAAGCGACCCUUCACUUGUCGCAAUCAAUAGGCAAGGUUUCUCGGAAAACAAAGCAAAACAGUCCACCACCUCCACCACUACAACCACCACCAUCAACGCCACCGCCUCUGAGGUGGCGCCACCCGUGUCUCAGUGCUUCGACUCAGACCUGCCACCACACAGAUCAAUUGCCAGUGAUGACACGUGUCGCUUGGUUACAGCAGAUUAUGGGACCGCCUCUGCAAGUGCUGACAUUGGAUCCACUCUCAUUAGAUUUGGGACCACCCCCGGUGACGUGUCACUCACCCUAGGGCUACGCCACGCCGGGAACAUGCCCGAGAAAACCCCUUUCUCUGUUAGAGACUUUGGAGCCAUUUAAACUUAAUUUCAUAUAGUACUUCACAUAAUAAUAUAAAUAAUAUAUAGGAAGAUGCUUUAUCAUAUUAUAUCAUCAUCAAAAGAAAACAUUUUUUCCCCUUUAAUACCAUCUUGAUAUUCCUCCGUCUUAUUUGCAUUGUGGAUGGACAGGAAAAAAAAGGUCAUAAUACGAUUUGAAAAACGUAGUCUUAAGUUAGCUAGCUAGCUAUAGCGUAUGGUAUCUGUUGUAUAACUGUAUAGUAGAUUGUUUUCCAUUAUUUUUUUUUUGUUUCCCAUAUAUGUACUUAGAUUAUUUAAGGUUUGUAGUUUAGUUUUGAUAGGACUUGAUCUAGUCAAUAACCGGAAUAAAGUGUUCCUUUUUUUUCAUUUUAAGUUCGCGCAAUUUUAAGCCUUCCACUG
Messenger RNA from Abrus precatorius (Indian licorice), 3042 nucleotides. RefSeq names its product BEL1-like homeodomain protein 4. The transcript has 6 exons. Gene Ontology annotation, biological process: regulation of transcription by RNA polymerase II. Lineage: Eukaryota; Viridiplantae; Streptophyta; Magnoliopsida; Fabales; Fabaceae. The coding region runs from base 401 to 2644 and encodes 747 amino acids. Gene Ontology annotation, molecular function: RNA polymerase II cis-regulatory region sequence-specific DNA binding; DNA-binding transcription factor activity, RNA polymerase II-specific. The record is from RefSeq and is a predicted model, not a curated record.